UUUUGGCCACUAGAGGCCUCUAUCAUUCUCUAUGUUUGGUGCCAACUUUGUUCUUCAAGGCUGACUGACCAAGGGUUCUAUGGAAGAGAUGUCAGGAGUAAGUGCGGUGAGCUCGGCGUUGCCAGCGUCUACAACCCGUACCACCUCCUUCAAGGGCUCCUGCCCCAGCUCGAAGUAUGUGAAGCUGAAUGUGGGCGGGGCGCUCUACUACACCACCAUGCAGACCCUCACCAAGCAGGACACCAUGCUCAAGGCCAUGUUCAGUGGCAGGAUGGAGGUCCUCACAGACAGCGAAGGUUGGAUCCUUAUUGACAGGUGUGGAAAGCACUUUGGGACCAUUCUGAACUACCUGCGUGAUGGUUCUGUACCUCUGCCUGAAAUCCGGAGAGAGGUGGAAGAGCUCCUGGCAGAGGCCAAGUACUACCUGGUGCAGGGGCUAGCUGACGAGUGCCACGCUGCCUUGGAGAACAAAGAUAUGUAUGAGCCCUUCUGUAAAGUGCCCUUGGUCACAUCCUCAAAGGAAGAACAGAGACUCAUCUCUACCUCCAAGCCCACAGUCAAGCUGUUAUACAACAGGAGCAACAACAAGUACUCUUACACCAGCAACUCAGAUGACAACAUGUUGAAGAACAUUGAGCUGUUUGACAAGCUCUCUCUGCGGUUCAACGGCCGUGUGCUCUUCAUCAAGGAUGUGAUUGGGGAUGAGAUCUGCUGCUGGUCAUUCUAUGGGCAGGGCCGUAAGAUCGCUGAGGUGUGCUGCACCUCCAUAGUCUAUGCCACAGAGAAGAAGCAAACCAAGGUGGAGUUCCCAGAGGCUCGUAUCUAUGAGGAGACGCUUAACAUCCUGCUGUAUGAGUCUCAGGACGGGCGUGGUCCAGACAACGCUCUACUGGAGGCUACAGGGGGCGCUGCAGGCCGAUCCCACCAUCUGGACGAGGACGAGGAACGGGAACGCAUCGAGAGAGUACGCCGCAUCCACAUCAAACGCCCUGAUGACCGCACCCACCACCACCAGUAACUAUAACAGCCAACCAACAUUAUCAGUCUCCGCAGUCCUCGCCAGUGACCAUUACCCAUCACUGAGAUCACACUACUGGUAUACCCACAGGUAAUCUUACAUCCUUGACAUUGACCACAAGCGACUUCUGUGCUUCUGCACCACAGCCACUUACGAACUGUUGCUAGUCUCCUAUCAUUAUAAGUAGAACAUGAUUUGGGUGUUGUAGUUAAUGUGCUGUCCCAAAUGGCCAUAUCAGUGUUUUCUAAACCCUCCAUAAGAGCUCAUCUAUUUAUCAGUGGUCAAAAUGUAUUUUACCUCCUUUAUUUCCAAAUGUUUUGUCUUUAUAUGUAGACAUGUUACUUGUGCCCAGUAGAGAUCUUGUGCCUUAAGUCUGUGGGUGUAAGUGCUGCUUACAAUCUGAUUUACUUUAUCAUGUCACUACAACAUUGCUUUGAGGUUCAGGAAUGUGUCGCAGUAUAGCUAGUUCAGGUCAAUUGCAUUUAAAGGAUUAUAUACAUUAUGUACAAUGUGGAACAAUACCUUUUCCUACCACAGCAGUUUUAGAUAAAACAUGUAUUAAAAUAUAUAUUCAUUAGUUUGAAUAAGUGAUAUGUAAACUGUAUAACAGCAUUUUAUCAUGUGUUUAGAAAUUGGGUGCUUCUAUUUUCUGUAUGUACUCAUUUCGUCCAUCAGAGGGUGGUAUGUACAAAGACACUGAAAGGUGUGAUAAAUUAGGUUGAAGUUAUCCCUAGAUGGUGAUCUUGGGUCAGCUUUGUAUUUCUCCCACUAAUGAUUAAGGAUUGUUGGAGGGGAAGCUGAUCCUAGAUCUUUACCUAGGGGAACUUAACCCUGAAGUAAUACGUUACAACCCACCUCUGAAUUGUAAGUGGUGUGAAUAAAGCCACCUUUUAUACUGUAGUCAUGGAUUAAUGAUAUUUUGGCAUCCCAAAUAACCUUUUGAGAUGCUGGAUCAUGUAUGAAAUCUGGUUUUCUUCUGUGUGAUCAAAUUGAUGUCAUUGCUGCCUGUUACAAGAAUUCUUGGAGGGUGACGUGGUUACAAGAUGAAGCUUGUUUGGAAGAUAGAUCACAGCUGAAAAGACAAAGCACCUCCAGACAUUGUAAAGAAUGUCACCAUUUUACGCAAUCAUUUCACAUGUACAAGUGUCUUUUGCACUGUAUUUAACACAUAUUUUUCUUACAAUAAUAAAGAUGUUUAUAAAUA
This is a messenger RNA of Coregonus clupeaformis (lake whitefish), 2222 nucleotides long. Its product is annotated as BTB/POZ domain-containing adapter for CUL3-mediated RhoA degradation protein 3. Gene Ontology annotation, biological process: proteasome-mediated ubiquitin-dependent protein catabolic process; negative regulation of Rho protein signal transduction; protein homooligomerization. NCBI's taxonomy places the organism in Eukaryota, Metazoa, Chordata, Actinopteri, Salmoniformes, Salmonidae. Bases 80 to 1018 code for a protein of 312 amino acids. The record is from RefSeq and is a predicted model, not a curated record. Gene Ontology annotation, molecular function: protein binding; ubiquitin-protein transferase activity. The transcript has 7 exons. Gene Ontology annotation, cellular component: Cul3-RING ubiquitin ligase complex.